Messenger RNA from Triticum urartu, 1040 nucleotides. NCBI's taxonomy places the organism in Eukaryota, Viridiplantae, Streptophyta, Magnoliopsida, Poales, Poaceae. The record is from RefSeq and is a predicted model, not a curated record.
GUGCUUAGUGCAUCCACUCAAUGUGUAAUCUGGUUGGUUAUUAGGAUUCUUGCUACCAACGACUCAACUUCCAGCAGCGGCGCAGUAAUCCCCUUUCGUGCUUGUCACGACAUCCUCCACUAGUUGGAGGAAAAAUGGCAAGCGCAAACGGAAGAGCUAAAGAUGGUGGGGUCACGGAGGAACAACUGAAAGCGGUAGAGUAUGAACUACUGAGAAGCAAGACCAUUGAACAGAAUGAUAAACGGCUAGCAGCGGUACGAGCAACAAGAGCUUCUAUGCAGGAAGAUAUGGAAGCGAACCAAGCCCCCAAAAAGAAAAGAAAGGCACCCUCCAGCGCACCUAUAAGCGCGAAUGAAGGACGUGUUUUGAGGUCUAGGGUAUCAAAAGAUCAAGAUCAUGUAGAUCCUGAGCAUCAGCCUUCCAAAGAGAUUACUUGUGAGCUUGAUGAUGAAGGUAGUCAAAAGAAAGGUGGAAGAAAAAUUACUCGAAAGGCUAACAUAUAUGCAAGGCUGAAUCAACCCAAAAUCCAUAUUCCACUUAAUGGGAAUGGCCAGCCUGUUGGGCCAGAUGCAACUGAAUUUGCCAAUUUCAUUGGUACUUUGGUGAGGAAGCAUAUAUCACCUGCAGAGUUAGAUUGGCGAGAUGUUGAUGUAGACAAAAAAUUGUUAGUGUGGGAGACCUUGAAGGCAUUUUAUGAGCUCGACUCAACUGCCUUGAGCUUUGUUCUCAACACUUCACACAUAAAAUGGAAGGAUUGGAAGUCAGAUUUAAAGAGGUACAAGUUUGAUGUUGCACUGACUGAUGCACAACUUAUGAAAAGACGUGAUAGCAAAAUUAGUGAAGCUGAUUGGAAGACCCUUAUUACUUAUUGGAGAUCUUCGGCAUUUGAAUCUCGUAGUGCUAUCGCCAAAAAGAAUCGUGCCAAUGCAGUGCCUCAUACAUCUGGUAGCAACAGUCAUGCCCGUGUUGCCAAUGAAAUGGUAAACGCAAUUACCCCAAUUAAAAAGAUACGCCACUGUGUUUUAGUGACUAAUGCAUAG